Messenger RNA from Amoebophrya sp. A120, 2330 nucleotides. The record is from the annotation of a GenBank genome assembly. Lineage: Eukaryota; Dinophyceae; Syndiniales; Amoebophryaceae.
AGGCUCAGAUUGAGGUCUCAGUUCUCCAUGUCCCGAACCUUUCUCCCCCGUCCAACACGUAGUUCGUAACGAGGCGAACAAAUACAAAUAGAAGUUUUGUAUAAGAAACAUAGCUCGUGUAGUUGUACAAAGCAGCUGUUGCAAAAGUCGAUUGGCCGCCAGCACCCUUUGUCUUGCUAUGACGGACUUCUAGACAUAGGUAAAAACGCACACAAGCGCGGUAUUGUGAUUGUCGAAGAUGUUAUCCAGUUGGUUCCUUCCCUCGUCGGCCACUUCCCAUGGAGGCCGGCAACAUCGUAAUCCGGCCGACCUCCGCCCAGAAGAUGAGCUACGAGGUCGCAGCACAGGACGAGGUUCGUUUUUUUCCAACGGGAAAAACGAAGCAGCCGCCAAGAGAAGUCGGAGCGCGGACGGGUUUGCGCUGCAUCAAAAAGCCUACACGACGCGAACUACAAGCACGAACAUUGCCAAUAAGAGAAGUACUACAGGGGCUUCUCACGUUCGGCUUGCCACCAGAACGACAGACACCAGUGCACGAUUGAAGGAGCGUGACCCAUGGCUGAAUGCUGUAUUGGACGAAGAGCGCCGGCACUCGAGAAGGAGCUGCAAUACUCUUACUGACGCCCUCGUUGCCGAGCUACUGAGAGAGUUUCUGCCCAAGGAAGUAGUACCGUCUGAUCCAGCGGGAAAUUUUACGGGAAGCGAGAUUCUUGCUCACACGAACGGUGCUCAGACGGAGGUGGUCGCGGCAGAAGUUUCUACUGGCCGCAUUGGCUCAACUACCAGCUCAACUUCGGGUCGCAAGCUGACUCUCACUGGUAACUACAGUGUGCGAAACACCAGGCACUCGCAUUGGCCAGAGUUUGAAGUUCGAGUGGAGGUUCCUGACGAGGAGAUGAUUUUUUGGUACGGUGAAACUCGUGCGCCGUCGAGCAGACUGCUGAAUGGAACGAAGGGUGGCAAUACAGUUAUUUCUGUGGACAAAAACUACCCGGUCGUGGACGUAAAUCACCAGACCAAGGAGAUGAAUCUAAAUCACCCACACCAGUUCUGGGCUGCCGCACGACCCGCGAGCAGCCAAUCCACACGGUCAGUUAAUACAGUCAAAAACCACCGACCAGCCAGCAGCCAGUCGACGACCUCAUCUAGUAAAAAUUCCUCGACAGGCGGAGCAGCAAGUGGGUUCGGAGUUUUGUCGUCCCGGGCCGCUUACAUUUCGAAGGUGUCGCCGGUGGAGGAAGGCGCGGCGUGUGGCGAGCAGAUACUGGACGUGUACAAUAUGCAGCAACAGGAGCAAGGUGGGUAUGCGCCCCGAAAUCAACUCGUUAGUCGUAGCGCUACAGACCUCCAAGCACCAUCAAGCGACCAAGCUUCGGAUCUACUAAUGUUGGACCGUGCUAAUGCAACGCAUGAGGAGCAGGAGCAGCCGCUCUUCUUGGAUCAACACUCAGAGGUGGACCAGCUGCACCUUCAGCCGCUCGUUUUCCCACCGUCCGAAGUGGUACAUCAUCAAAACUCGUCGGCGCGUCGUGCAGCUGAACAAGCUGUCAUGCCGAUGUACCAACCUGGUACUACACAGUCGUUCCCCGCCUCCCCCGUGGUCAGUACGAAUCAGGUCCAUUUGUUGAACAAGAAACAACAGGAAAUACAGACACGGCAGAACAAAGCCCCUGGUGCCACGGCACUCCUCGCGUCUUGUUCCGAAGUUGGCUCGACACCCGGUGGUCAAACAAACUUUUCCAAGGCUUGUAGUACGACUGUAACUUCCCGGAAAGCGAGAACCAAAAUCCUAAAACUCCAUCGCUCCGACGCAGACUUCCUGCAGCUUUUCGAGGAUUUAAACUACGGUGAGGAAUUCCGGCAAAAUGCGAAAAGGAGGAGACCGGUGAAAGAUCUGAACGUGAUGUUUCUGUCAGAGUGGACGAAGGUUUUGGAAAAACAUCUGGUGAACGCGAUGGAGUGCUAUCUUGUGGAGAAUCUUGUUCAACCUUCGGGAAGAGGCUCCAUCAGCCCAGAGGCGGCCGUAGGAGAGCCAGGAUUACUACAUGAAGAGCGGAAGCUUGGUGAUAUAAUUUCACAUAGUGAAGAUGAUGAUAACCCGCAUUUACAACUGGAAGGCGAAAUAGAGCAAGACAGAGCUUUGAGAAUCCUUUGGUUUUUUGGACUGGUUGAGACAGCGGAAAACGCUGAUACUGGCCAGAUGCUGAAGAACUACGUGUAUGAUAGAUGAUACUAGAGCUGCCAUGGUUUUCUCGAGAAGUUCAAGUUUUACGAUUCAAAACGAAAAAAGUUGUGAAUGAUUCACAGUAGAACCCGUGCGACAUACCUAG